UACUUCGCUUUACCAAAGGUUCAUUUUGCGAACUGCCAUUCACGGCAAAGCGCUUAUGCAUUUUAGCUUGCCUUCCUACAGUAUCCAGCUCAGCCUAGUCCAAAGGCUUUUUCGCAGCCGAGUUAUCGAUAACAUCUAACGUUACCUAUUCUGCCUCUGCUACUAUUGAUCGGGCCAUUAUAUCCGUUGUCGUCGCACCAUGCUUCUGCACGGCCCGGGCCCUGCCGCUCUAUCGCGACGGCAACAACAAGGCUUUUGCAAUGGAAAUAUUAACGGAGUUGCGUUACUUCGGAAACCGUUUCCGGGGUGCUUGGCGAGGUCCAGAAGAAGCACCUUGCCGGCCUCGCGGGUUGCAUCUGUGGACCUCGCGUCACCAAAGCUUUCCACCAGCCCGACAAGCACUAGCACGGCCAAGCUUGCGCUGGAGCCAUCCGGCCAACCGGCUUCCGAUGUGCACGGUCCAGCCCUAACCGGACGACCCGAGCCCUUGGGGGCGAGCAUUGAUGCCGGAACGGGCUCAAUAAACUUUGCUGUCUUCAGCUCUUCCGCUUCUUCCGUCAGCCUCGUGCUCUUCACGGAGCCCGACCUAGCUGCCGGGAAGGCGUCGUACGAAAUACGGUUGGAUCCGUUGGUCAACCGUACGGGAGACGUCUGGCACAUCAUGCUACCUGGCCUAAGAGACGAUCUGCUGUACGGCUAUCGAGUGGGUGGGCUGCAUCAGGACCUGCAGCCCGAGCACCCGGGGCACCGGCAUGACGAGACACGUGUCGUACUCGACCCCUACGCCACCGCCGUACUCAGCCGCCGCCGCUGGGGGCAGCUCGGCCCCGACCUGCCGUACGGCCAGGACCCCUCCCUGCUGGGCCUCAUGCGCACCUGGCCGCAGGCGGCCGCAGCACUGCCUGCUUGGGGGACUGGGGCAGCACCAACAUCACCCUCAUCAUCAUCGUCAGCAUCAUCAUCAUCAUCAUCAUCAUCAUCAUCAUCAUCAGGAGUAGCAGCAGCAGCAGCAGCCUCAGCAGCCUCGUUUGACUGGGAGGGCGACCGGCCGUUAAACCUGCCGAUGGAGAGUCUGGUGAUCUAUGAGGCGCACGUGCGGGGCUUCACGGCGCAUGGGAGCAGCGGCGUGGCGGCACCGGGCACCUACGCGGGUAUGAUUGAGCGGCUGGACCACCUGGCUUCCCUGGGUGUGAACGCGGUGGAGCUGCUGCCGCUGUUCGAGUUCAACGAGCUGGAGUACUACAGCCCGAUAGCUGGCAGCGAGGAGUACAGGUACAACUUCUGGGGCUACUCCACGGUGGCUUACCGCGCGCCCAUGUCCCGCUACUCCGCUGCGCUGGCGGCCGGGCGCCACGUGCGGUCCGCGUGCGCCGAGUUCAAGCAGCUGGUCAAGGAGUGCCACAAGCGGGGGAUCGAGGUCAUCCUAGACGUUGUGUUCAACCACACUGCGGAGGGCAACGAGCGCGGCCCCACGCUGUCCUUCCGGGGGCUGGAUAACCGGGUGUACUACAUGCUGGCUCCCGGGGGGGAGUACUACAACUACAGCGGUUGCGGCAACACCCUCAACUGCAACCAACCCGUGGUACGGCAGUUCAUCCUGGACUGCCUGCGCUACUGGGUCACCGAGUAUCAUGUGGACGGAUUCAGGUUCGACCUGGCAUCCAUCCUGACUCGCGCCCCCAGCGCCUGGCACCCGCAGCAGUGGGACGAGGCGGGGCAGCCGGUGGCACUGCACAGCGGGGGGGCGGUGCUGAGUGCGGAGGGCAUCAUGAGUGACGGCGGCGGGCAGCCCACCGGCACGCCGCUGUCCGACCCGCCGCUGCUGGAGGCGCUGAGCGAAGACCCCGUGCUGCGAGACACCAAGAUGAUUGCGGAGGCGUGGGACUGCGACGGACUCAACCAGGUGGGCUCCUUCCCGCACUACGGCGGCCGCUGGUCGGAGUGGAACGGCAAGUUCCGGGACGUGGUUCGCAACUUCGUAAAGGGCAGCGAGGGGCCCUGGGCGGGCGAGUUCGCAUCGGCGCUGUGCGGCUCACCCCACAUGUACGGCAACGCCACCCCGCAUGAGAGCGACUGGUGGGGUAACAACGGCGGGCGGCAGUGGCGAGGCAACCGCGGCCCCACCGCCUCCGUCAACUUCAUCACCGCGCAUGACGGCUUCACGCUGGCUGACCUGGUGUCGUACAACGUGAAGCACAACGAGGCCAACGGAGAGGACAACCGAGACGGCGAGGCGCACAACAACUCCUGGAACUGCGGCGAGGAGGGACCCACGGGUCGGCCUGAUGUCAACCGGCUGCGCCAGCGUCAGAUGCGCAACCUUGCUGCUGCGCUGCUGCUGUCGUGCGGGGUGCCGAUGCUGUGCAUGGGCGACGAGUACGGGCACAGCAAGGGCGGCAACAACAACACCUACUGCCAUGACUCCGAGCUCAACUACAUGCGGUGGGACCAGCUGGCCUCCGACCCACACGGCUUCACUCGCUUCAUGCGGCUGCUGGUCAACUUCCGCCGCUCCAGCGGUGUGCUGCAGCGGAGCAGCUUCAUGACGGAUCGGGACAUCCAGUGGCACGGGGAGCUGCCCAACCAGCCCGAUUGGAGCGACUCCAGCCGCCUGGUGGCCUUCACGCUGAGCGACGGCGCGGGCGGGGGGCUGUACGUCGCCUUCAACACCUCACACACGCCCCGACUGCUCAGGAUGCCCGCAUGGCCGGGCCGCGUGUGGCAGCCGCUGAUAGACACCGGCAAGGUCGCCCCCUACGACUUCCUGGUCCCCGACGCCGCCCUCUCCGCGGAUGACGUGGCGGCUGUACGGCGCUCCCUGUCGCACUGGACCGCUGAGAAUGCGGUUUCCGUACUGCCCUGGAGCUGCAUCGUUCUGGUUUCGGAGCCUGAGGGCGGUACGGCGGGCACGGACAUGAUACGGCUCUCCUCGCGGGUCGGCACAACGCCGGCUAGCCCGGCAGCAGCAGCAGGAGCCCCUUCCUCCUCCUUCCCCUCCUCUCGCCCCUCCUCCGCCGCCACCUACUCUUCCUCCUCGCACUCUAGGCCAGCUGCCGCCUCCGCCACCGCCGCCGCUGUCCCCGCUGCCACCGCUGGCGGCACCACUGCCGCCCACCAUGCCACCCCGUCGCGCGGCAGCAGCAGCAGCAGCGGCAGCAACACCGCCUCCUCCGCCGGUAAUCUCACCCCGUCGCUCCACCACCACCACCAACAACAACAACAACACGCAUCGACUCGGCAGCCCUCUUUCUCCUCGCCCGCCUCCACCCUCCACCAAGCCUCCCAAGCCUCAGCCUCACAGCGGUCUGCCCACACGGCUCACGCAUCCGCCCCUUCCUCCGCACCCUCAUCCACACCCGCCUCCUCCUCAGCCUCAGCCUCCUUCCCAUCCUCUUCGUCUUCCGCUUCCUCCCGCUCCUCCUCCUCACCCGCCUCCUCCUCCAUUCGCGCUAGCUGGCGCACCGUCCUCUCCGCCUCCACAGCCGCCUCCUCCGUUCCGACAACAUCUGGACCGGCACCCGCAGCAGCAGCACCAACAGCAGCACCAACAGCAACGGCAACGGCAACCACGCUGAAAACAACCCACCCCCACCAGCAGCACCAUCCGCAGCACGCAGCGACGACAGCAGCACCAGGGGCAGUGACGGAGGCGGUGGGUGAGGCGGAGGCGGCUGCGCUGGCGGCGGCACUGCGGGAGAAUGCGGAAUUGCGGAAGCGACUGGGAUUGGCGCCGUUGGGAGGUUAGGAAGCAGCGGUUGGGUGGUUGUGCCAUGGGGUGUGUGAGAUGAGAGAGGUGUGAUGAGAGGGGUUUGUGUGAGAGGGGUGAUGGUGAUAGGGAUGUGGAUAUGAUGCUGGCCGUGGGGGAAGAGCAUGUGGGCAGAAGCAGGGGAGGCCCGACGGGAAAAAGUUCUUUCCUAUGGUUUUGCUGCAUUGUCGGUUGAAUGCAUGUAGUUGUUGUUGGUGUUGGUGGUUCAGGGACAUUUAGGGCAGGACUGGACUUCCGGAGGGACCACCGAUAGGCAGGUUGGGUUGCACCGUUGCGGCCUAGCGUUCGCGGCUUCUUGCGGUUGUUGUCCGCGGUCCUUAAAGCUCCCUACAUAGUCGUUGUUGCUGUUGAUGUUAUCUCAUUUUGGGGCCUACUCCUCAUGAGGAAGGAGGAGGGUGGGAGGACCUUUAAUAGGAGCUCUUGAUGUAGCAGUAUGAAUGCUAGCAUUAUUGUAUGUUGGUACGGGUUGGCAAGGGUAAAAUGGUUCUGUGCCCUCCGUAGGGGGGUUACAAUGCAAAGGUGCAUUGACAGCAGCAGCGUGUCUUUACUUCAGUUGGGAGCACCGAUGAAAAGGAUGUUGUGGGCAGAGACAAACAGAGAAAGAGAGUGAGAGGGUGCAUAUUGCCAUGUCUCAUUUCUUUUGGUGGCGGAACCCUGGUCAAGGCUUUGCGGGAAGGGAUGGUGGAAGAUGCGUGCCCCAAUUCGCCAAGCAAGAUAUUUCCCAUCGUGAGAAUAACGGCCUGUAGAGUUAAGCGUAAGUUGUAGGAGAACGCGUAAGGCGCGCUUGCUGCAUCCUAGUCGUAGGUGAGAGAGGGGACGCGGCAGGAGGUUGACAUUAGCGUGGGCAUGAGCAGGCAAAGUGGGCAAGGGUUAAGUGGUAUUGUUGCAGGUUAGAUAAAUAGACUCUUAGAGAAGGCUGAAGAUGAGUAGGCUUGAUGACUACCAGCUUGCCCAAGCAACGCACGGUUAGCAUGUGUUAAUCUUCAUGCGAUGGCCUAUGUACCAAACGUUGUCGUAUCUGUUUAAACACGUUAUC
Molecule: messenger RNA, 4802 nt
Organism: Astrephomene gubernaculifera
Lineage: Eukaryota; Viridiplantae; Chlorophyta; Chlorophyceae; Chlamydomonadales; Astrephomenaceae
Source: the annotation of a GenBank genome assembly